GCGGCGGGCGCUGGUUGCGCAGGCGAGGUCCGCCAGCCCGCCCGUGGCGGGGAAGGGCAGGAGCAGACGAGUAUAGGCCGAGGGCCAGGCUAGAGCGGCCGGCGGGAAGUGGCGGCUCAGGGCCCAGCUUCCCCUCCCCAGCCCGCGCUCUCUGGCUGUGCGCCUGUGAGGAGACGGCCCGGGCGGAGAGAGCAGGUGUUUCUACUCCAAUUCCUGCAAAAUGCCAGCAGCAAUUGUGGAGAACAGUCAGGUUAUCUGUGAAGUAUGGGCAAACAAUCUGGAAGAAGAAAUGAGGAAAAUUCGAGAAAUAGUUCUCAGCUACAGCUACAUCGCAAUGGAUACAGAGUUUCCAGGAGUCGUAGUAAGGCCAAUUGGUGAAUUCCGCAGCUCCAUAGAUUAUCAGUAUCAACUUCUUCGGUGUAAUGUUGAUCUUCUGAAAAUCAUCCAGCUGGGCCUAACUUUCACAAAUGAGAAGGGGGAAUACCCUUCUGGGAUCAACACCUGGCAGUUUAACUUCAAAUUCAACCUUACGGAGGACAUGUACUCCCAGGAUUCCAUAGACCUCCUUGCAAACUCUGGGCUGCAGUUCCAGAAGCAUGAGGAUGACGGGAUCGAUACCUUACACUUUGCAGAGUUGCUUAUGACCUCAGGGGUGGUCCUCUGCGACAAUGUGAAAUGGCUCUCAUUUCACAGUGGCUAUGACUUUGGCUACAUGGUGAAACUGCUGACGGACUCCAGGCUUCCAGAGGAGGAACACGAGUUCUUCCAUAUCUUGAACCUCUUCUUCCCAUCCAUCUAUGAUGUCAAAUACCUAAUGAAGAGCUGCAAAAACCUUAAGGGAGGCCUUCAAGAAGUUGCAGAUCAGCUGGAUUUGCAACGAAUUGGACGACAGCAUCAGGCAGGAUCAGACUCUCUGCUCACAGGAAUGGCAUUCUUCCGAAUGAAAGAGUUGUUCUUUGAGGACACGAUUGAUGAUGCAAAGUACUGUGGGCGGUUAUAUGGCCUUGGCACAGGAGUGGCACAGAAACAGAAUGAGGAUGUGGACACAGCCCAAGAGAAGAUGAGCAUCUUGGCUAUUAUCAACAACUUGCAGCAGUGAUAACUGGGUACCACUCGGCAAGAUAUGGUCCCAGAGUGGCAGCUGCAGUCCUAAACUGUUUCCAGCAGUCUCUCUCAUACAAAUGACGUCCAACAGUAUGCAUUUGGCAUGAGGACUAGAGAUUUGCUGAAGACAAAAGAUGCUCCUCGUUUCAGUUCAAACUUAGAAGAAGGGAGUUUAUAACAAUGGCAGCAGCGAUGACUUGCCAUCUUUUUAGUACCAAGGACAAGAGAGAGACAAUUAAUGUAUAUACCUCUGUUUUCUUCCUUUUAAAAUAUACUGAAUCUGCAAGGAAGACUUUACUCCAGAACGUUCAGGAGAACUAAGGUUCUGAAAUGCCAGUGAAAUCAGAGAGACAAACGCAUUUGCAGAUUGUGCUUUAAGACGCUUAUUUUAAAUUUUUUUGUUGGCUGUAAGGAUGACAUCUGCUUCUCAUCCUUUGCUUGUUUUUAUCUUUGCGUAUUCUGUAGAAAUGACCCACUCGUUCAUGGCAGAGUUUUGGGACAGGAUAAUGUCAGAGACUUUUUCUGGAGCUAAAUCAUUCAAAUAGAUCUGUCUUGGUAACUGUCAGACAUGGUGUACAUGGAGCUGAGGCGACCACCUUUGUAGCUCCUAAUUCAGUACAAUUUCCCACUUUCUUUAGGACUGUUGGGCCAGAGAGGUGUCACACCUGUAAGACUCAUCUAUCUUCUCAUAGGUAUUAAUACAAUAAACUGUUCUGCAAUUGUUUAAAUGGCCUAGAAGUUUGCCUUUCCUAGAAGAGAUUUGUAACAGUUUGGACCAAAAUUGAUGUUGACUUCAGCUACUUGGUAUUACAUGAUAAUGUGGAAGAUUUUACCCUUUUCAUUACAGCAUGAGCAAGUUUAGUAGGUGCAUAAAUGUGUAAAAAGUGGCCCUAGUUUUAUAUUUUAGUGAUUUAACAGCCUGGCAAAGCAAUUGGAUUUCCCUUUUAUAGAGAUAAUAUCCCAAGAGUGGGACGCUCACAAUUCUGUCUUUUUAAAAAAUUAGAUAUUCUAAAAGUACACGCUUAUAUUUUUGAACAGCUUGGAAAUAUGUUUAAAAGAAAACCCAAAACUUUUGUCCAGAGCAAAUUAAAACUAUUUCUGAGUCUUGCAUUUUAACAAGCUUAUAAAGAUUCUUGAUUUUUUGCAAUGAUUAAAAGUGAUAAGCUGGUAUUUAAAAUGCGUGUAAAUACUAUUGAUGUUUUUAAUUUUGUAAAAUAAAGAUUUUUUUUUUAAA
This is a messenger RNA of Malaclemys terrapin pileata, 2338 nucleotides long. It is a transcript of the gene CNOT8, whose product is annotated as CCR4-NOT transcription complex subunit 8. Gene Ontology annotation, molecular function: poly(A)-specific ribonuclease activity; nucleic acid binding. NCBI's taxonomy places the organism in Eukaryota, Metazoa, Chordata, Testudines, Emydidae. Bases 221 to 1099 code for a protein of 292 amino acids. Gene Ontology annotation, cellular component: CCR4-NOT complex; CCR4-NOT core complex; P-body. The record is from RefSeq and is a predicted model, not a curated record. The transcript is spliced from 7 exons.